AUGGUUGCCCUCUCCAAGGAUGAUAUGACUAGUAUGUCAUUAGUUGAUGAUGAUUUUGAUAGAAUGACCCUUUUGGUGGACCCCAAUGUAACUUUAUUGAAUUCUUUAUUAAAUAUUUCUACCCAGGAUGACAUAGACACUCAACAUAUGAAAUUAGAUAACCUUUAUUUACUGAUCAAAUUAGAUUGUAAUAUUAAGUUGCAAAUCAAACCUCAAUUUAUGUCGUUCAUUUCUAGGGUAUUUACGGAGGUCCGAUUGUAUGAAACAUUACAAAAUAACGACAUCAAUACCAAUUUAAAAUAUUUUAAAUUGCUAAAUAAAAGCAUUGAUCUGGGUAGAGAAGUCAUUGAUCUUAAAUCUACUUCCCAAUUUAAGCAUAUUUCUAGAUUUUUUAUUGAAUUGAUGGAACAAAUGGAUAAUAAAGUUCCAACAGAUGGUAAAUAUGCCACUUUGGUGGUAGAAUUAUUGCGAUAUUUCAUGUUUUAUAGAAAUCAAACCAACUUAUUAGAUUAUCCACUGAUUAAAACAACAUCACAGAUCAUUAUUAAUUUAUCGGAUAAAUUGAACUACACAAUUAAUUAUAAAUAUAUUGUCACUACAAAUAUAUCCGUUGAUAAUCCGUCGAAGGAGGCAUCCGUUAGUUAUAGCAUGGCAGGAAGGAGCUAUAAGGAUACUAUAUCUGUACCAAAUCCAUGUAUCAUAGAAAAUAUUUAUGAAAUGGAUAUAUUACAGUAUUGCCUGGUCUUAGUUGCGUCAACCAAUGAGCCGAAUGAUUCAUGUACAGAGUUAUCCAAUGAUGCAGAUAUCAGAAUAUUCAUUCUAAGUCUGUUGAAACAUAGCAACAUUAAUUUAAAAUGUGCCGCAUUGCAUUUCUUACUAUAUCCUUAUUUUUCAACGAGUAUGGCUUGGAGGGAUACAAAGACAGUAAACCAACUGAUGCCAUUCUUAUUAAAAACUUUUGAUUCUAAAUGUGUUCCUUGGUGGUUUGAUCCGUUUCAUAACCUAAUUACGUUGUUGGAACUUUAUAAUCAAAAAAUGCCAGGUGGGAACCCUGUAGUAGGAUUUUUAAAAAGAACAAAUCUAAUUCAUGGAUUUAUGGAUUUAUUCUUCGAAAAAUUAAAGAAAUCCAAUGGCUCAAAAACCAACCAAAACCUUCUGAUACAGUUCAUUAAAUUUUCUGCAUGUUGUUCUGCUUUUGAUGAAAUAUAUAGACUAGAGCUACUAAAAAAUGUUUUCCUGAUGGAUCAGUUAAAAAGAGAUAUAGAGGGUCAUAUAAUAUUAUUGGAGGAUUUUUUGAUAAAUAAGCAAAUGUUCAUCGGGAUGAACCAUGAUUUACCGGCUUUAAACAAUAGUGAGAUAGUCGUUGUUUGGUUAGAAUUAUUGAAAUCAUUUUCUAGAAGUACUGCAGCGUUGAGAACUACUUUGAAAAAGAAUAACUUGACCAAAAAUAUUAUGACUAUAUUGAAUUUGACUUAUUCGAUAAUGAAGGAUUGCUAUUUUGCAGGACCUAUUUUUUUACAAACUGAAAUAAAAAUCAUGGGAUUGUCAUUGGGUAUCCUAUGUAACUUUAUUGUUGAGUUUUCAAAUGUUCAGUAUUUCCUUACUGACCAAGGUAUUGUAGAUAUCUGUAGUGAUAUUCUAAAUGAUCCGUUAUUUAAUCCAAAAAGGACUUGGAGAAAUUUAACAAGAAAAAUGACCUUAGACACCUUAAAUGUAGAAGAGGUUAAAACAAACACAUUGUGGGUAAUAAGACAUCUGAUGUAUAAUAGCCAAAAUCAUGAGAAACUAGAGUUACUUGAAAAAAUCAGUAUCGAUACAAUUUUAGAUUUUGUUAAUGAUCCUUGUUGGACAGUACAACAACAAUGCUUCCAGGUGCUAAAAAAUUUAACUUGUAAUUCUAGAAAAGUAAUCAAUUUUUUGCUAGAGAGAUUUAAGAACGUAAGAUACAUGGUAGAUCCAGCUGAUGGAUCAAGAGUCGCAGUUGGGUCGACAUAUUUGUUUGAAUUUUUAGCUAGGAAAUUGCGUUUGUUAGAUGUUCACGAUAUAUCGCAGAAAAGAACUUUAGAAGCUAUCCUUUAUAUUAUUGUUAAUAUUGCAGCUGUAAAUGAAAAUAAGAAGGAAUUGGUCUUAGAACAAACGGAUAUCUUAAGGCUCAUAUAUCAGAUCCUUUCUGAAACUCCAAACAAUUCAGAGAAAUAUGGUAAUAACAGUGAACUGAAAUUAGCAUGUUUAUGGAUACUCCAUAAUAUUUUGUGGGACUCAAAUAGACAUGAAAAUUCACGGAAUGCACUGUACUCAAAUGCUGAGAAUAGUAGUACAUCUACAAAUAAUUCUUCUCAAACUCUAGAAGGAGUCGAAUCUACCAGUAAUUAUUCUGGUCUUCGUCCGAAUGUCUCCAUGAAGACUGUUGACCGUUGUGAACGUUUGCAAGAACUAGGCUUUCGUGAUUUAGUUAAAACAGCUGUCUUAGACUCUAACAUCAAUGUAAGACAGAAGGCUACAAACCUGGAUGAUCUUAUGUUUAAAUUACUUAAUGGUACUUAA
Maudiozyma barnettii is the source of this 2544-nucleotide messenger RNA. RefSeq names its product glucose-induced degradation complex subunit VID28 (gene VID28). Gene Ontology annotation, cellular component: GID complex. Gene Ontology annotation, biological process: proteasome-mediated ubiquitin-dependent protein catabolic process. NCBI's taxonomy places the organism in Eukaryota, Fungi, Ascomycota, Saccharomycetes, Saccharomycetales, Saccharomycetaceae. The transcript has a single exon. The record is from RefSeq and is a predicted model, not a curated record. The coding region runs from base 1 to 2544 and encodes 847 amino acids.